CACAUCCCUCGUUUAUCCAUUUCUGCUCACCACUUUUUCCUCUCUCUCCAUUUUCGUCUUCCUCUUCUCCUUCGAGUCCUCUUUCUCUCUCCUAGGGUUAGGGUUUCUGCGCAUUUUUUUCAUUCUCUUCCAAAAUUUCGGAGAUGGCGACAGAGGUUAAGAACGGAGCUGAGAAGAACGGUGCUGCUGCAACAACUGUUGCUUUCUCGGCGUUCAAGCUACAACUUCAGGUUCUAGCUCCUAAGGCUGCUGAUGCUGUUCAGUUCUACAAGUCUGCCUUCGGCGCUGAGGAAGUCAGCCGUGACAUGCACCCUAAGAGGAAGGCUGAGCAGGAUUCUCCUCUCGUUCUUUCUGUUGAUCUCAAGGUUGGAGGCUUCGUCUUCUCGGUCGCUGACCUUACUGGUGACUCUGAGGUGAAAAAUGAAGGAGCUGCUGGCGUUGUGUUCUGCUUGGAGACCGAUAACCUGGAUGGUGCCCUUGCUGCUGCAGUCUCUGCUGGGGCCGUGGCCGAAGGUGAAGUGACAGAGGACGAAGUUGCCGGGCGCGUGGGCAAGCUCAAGGAUCCCUUUGGCUACACUUGGGUCAUCUCUUCCCCUGCUGCUAAGAAGCCUGCUGACGUCGCUGCCUAAAUCACCGUCUGAUCUUGAUAACUUCUGACAUUAGGUCUAUUGAAUUCUGGAAGUACUUGUUAUUAGUCGCAGUAGUUAAUUAGCAGUAAGUAAGAAGAAGAAAAAAAGCAGUAGAUGAAUGAACAGUUUUAACGGUGGUGGGUGUUCAUAGCUUAAUGCUUACGACUCUCUGGUUGUCCUAAAAUUCAUUUUGAAUUUUGAAUGACUUUUUGAUGGAGAAAAUACUUUUGUAUCAACCGGCAGUUGGCGGUCUCUCUUUGGCCGUGAUUUUAAUGGAGUAGUAAUGUUUACCGGUUA
Molecule: messenger RNA, 926 nt
Organism: Spinacia oleracea (spinach)
Lineage: Eukaryota; Viridiplantae; Streptophyta; Magnoliopsida; Caryophyllales; Amaranthaceae
Exons: 2
Coding region: 144-629 (161 amino acids)
Source: RefSeq, a predicted model, not a curated record